GACGUAUGAGAGAGACAGAGUGGCGGGCGAGGGAAACAGAGGAUAUCAGAUCCACAUAGAGAGCUUCCUUUCACCAAAAACACUCCUCCACUGAAAAUGGAACAACUGGAUCGCAACGCGCCCCCGUAUCCAUGACCAAAUAAGAGCGAGCGAGUGAGCACUUAUUGUCUUUUAUGUAUCGCGCUGACCGGUCAUCUUGUCAUUUUACAAAAGACACGUUCAUAUUUUUUAGAGCAUUUCCAAAUAAUUUUUUGUAGGUGUAGCACGUCGUUUCUGUGGAUUAUAUGAAGGUGGUUGGAUCUUGAAGACGGAGUGCGUCAAGUUAGCGCACGUAUCCAACAAGUGGAUGCAUGAAUUUGCUAGCAGCAGACUAAAAACGCAAACAGCCGAUGUCUUGAAAUCCUAUAAAUCUGUGUAUCGGUUGAAAAGUAAUAGACUAAAAACGUACGCUUAUUAGCUCAGAUUGUCAAAGGAGAUGAAUGUGUUAGCGCAUAGUCUCAGCCUGAGUCAUUGACCAAAAGCAAGAUUUCGCUGCGGUAUCCACCGUCUCCCACCUCACCCCUCUCCCCCAUCCAUGGACUCGCUUCUCCCUUCCCUCGGUGACCGUGGGGGGAAGUUGGGAUCCUCUCUUUAGACAUUUCUGUAUGAGGAGGGCGCAGCUGGCACCUAAAGGUCGCAGUCAUGCCGAUGCACCCAGUCUCCUCCACGUUGAUGUACCGGGGGAUCUGCACCAUCCCUGACCUCCUCGCCUACAGAGCCCCGCCGAACCUGCCCGAAGACGAGGUUGAAGAGAUCCGCGAGGCCUUCAAAGUGUUUGACCGCGAUGGGAAUGGGUUCAUCUCAAAGCAGGAGCUGGGGAUGGCGAUGCGCUCCUUGGGCCACAUGCCAAACGAGGUGGAGCUGGAAGUCAUCAUUCAGAGACUGGACAUGGACGGCGAUGGCCAGGUGGACUUUGAGGAGUUUGUCACUCUUCUGGGCCCAAAGCUGACGGCAGCUAGGUUGCCAGAUAAGUUCCACGGCACUGACUUUGAUUCUGUAUUUUGGAAGUGUGACAUGCAGAAGUUAACGGUGGAGGAGCUGAAGAGGCUCCUCUACGACACCUUCUGCGAUCACCUUUCUAUGAAAGACAUCGAGAAUAUCAUCAUGACUGAGGAGAACCACAUAGAGAACCCCGGGGAGUGCCAGGUGGAUAUAGACAGUUCCAGCCCGACCGUCAAGCAAACUUGUGUUCGCAAGAGCUUGAUUUGCGCCUUUGCCAUUGCUUUCAUCAUCAGCGUCAUGCUUAUCGCAGCCAAUCAGGUGCUGCGGAGCGGCAUGAAGUAGGAGCAGCAGCAUUUUCAGCCUUGGCUACCACCUAAAGGCUGCGUCACGGACAAAUGACUAUAAACAUAAAGCUACAAAAUAUAAAACGGAUACAACAGACAAUCACGCAACUGUAAAAUUGGCAAAUGACUGCGGAAACAAAAUGGAGUCACCAAGGACACAACAUGUGCAGGGAUUUGUCAGAAACAUGCUGAAAACUUUCAAGGACAACAGGACCUCACAUAGACAGAGACAGCGGUGUAUGUGAAGUGGACGGCUGCCUAUACAUAUCACUCAUACAACAUUUAGUAUCCAUUAGCUAUGUGCAUUUGAGAAGUGUUGCAUUCAGUAAGGUGGCAGCUAUAAAGAGAAGUGUUUUGACUGUCCAGUUGUGUAUUUGUCCAGUGUACCAUGCCGUUUAUUAUAAAGCAGUAGAAAUAAAUCUGUGAAAUAUUGUGGGCACCGUUGGAGAAAAUGUAUUCCUGAGGCUGGAAGGUGUUGUUAUGUGCAAGGUCUGGAGUUCACAGUGUUGUGGAGAUAUUGUAUACGGUGCAACAUUGUUCAAGAACAAUUUGUGUAUAAAGAAAACCUUGGUAUGAAACAAAUAUCCUCAGGGAGGUGCAUGUGGUUGAGUGGAUAGUUUCACUUAUUCACAGGCUGCAGGGUUAGCAAGAUUACCAGCUCGCGGGAGGAAUUGUGUUGAGGUCUGAAGGGACAGUUUAAACUAAAAAGCACUCGGCUCUCCGGCUCCACUGUGGGGCUUUGCAGGCCUCUGAGAAUGACCUUCAUCUAUGCAUGAAAUGCAUGGACUUAAACAGUCGUCGUCUUGACACAUUUGUAAAAGUUAUUCUCUAUGUAUUAAUCAUAAUGACUGUAACAGCUGUUCUCAAUUACUUAACGACAACUGUGAGCAAUUAUGUGCCGUGCCGGGUGUCAGCAAUCACAACAAAAGCAAAGCAUACAAAUGCAUGAAAAGGAAGGGCUGCUUUAGUACAUGCUCUAAAAAAAAGAUUUCCAGGAUUGCUAAACUGCUGACCUUGCGCCUGAUGACCACUACCACCGUAGAGUUAGAUAUGUGUCUUGCAACCAUUUUAAAGAAUAUGCAUUGGAAAUCAUCUGGUUGGUAGUGCAGCUGAACAGGAAUGUAUUUUUUAUUUAUUUGUUCUGUCUGUAUGCGUUGCGAAAGAGCAAUAAAUGUAUGUAAAAUAUAUAUCUUAUAAUGCUUGAUACAGACAGGAAUCUUCAAAAAAAAGUAACCCCCAGUGGACCUAUUAACUGUUAGGGUCAGAAAAGUUGCGAAAGCACUUUCCAAAUGAAGAUUUUUGCAAUACAACAGAGACCCUCUUGUUCUGUGAGACGCAGACAGAUGAAUGGGAAUAUGUGUGUCAGAAGCUGCACAGUGCAUUGAGGUUUGACAGGGGCCAUAUGGUGUAAUCUGUUGCAAUAAAACAUAAAUAUCUGUGAGGCCACCACAUGAAUAUGAUUGGGGUAGAUUAGAUUGUUUUGCAUGCAUCUGGGUUAGUUCCCUCAUCAGUGUGUAUUGUACAUACAAAAACAACUUCAACCAAAGCUUUGGAGGGAUCUGUGACAGCAGAAUUAGGCCACACAACAAAAGUGAGCUCAGAAAACAACAAUUAAUUUAACAUUUUAAUUCUUGAGAUGAACCCAGACAUCCUGCAUAAGUCCCACAGCUUCCACUCAAAUGUUUGAAUCAGUAACUGAAACCAAAUAAAAAGACAUAAAAGGUCCUUCAAAAUGCCCUCAAAAACAACACACUGCGAUAAACAGUGGAAAUCUAAAUAAUUCACAUCUUCUGAAUUUCUCUAUUUAGGAUCUCUAUUGGCAGCUUCCCAAACCAGGGCCAAAACCUCAUUGAGAGGCAACCCAUUUAGACAACCCUAUCAACAGGAGCCAGGCAGGAUAAUGAUUAUCUGAUGCACCCGGGCAAUUUGUCAAAAGUGUCAACUCUGUGGGGAACACACGUAAUAAAAGGGAGGAAAAAGCCCGUUUGUUAACAGAUACCUUUGUUUCCAUUUUUGCACUUUACGAUGUGCUGCAGCGCACAACAACUCACCGUCAUGAUUGUUCAUCCGAUUCCUCAUAUAGUUAAGGCCUGAAUAAUUACAUUUGGACCUAAAAAAAGUAUUACUUUACCAUAGACGUCUAUUUUUGUGAAAAGGAAAUACAAAAAUAUUGUGGAAAUAGAUAUAACUAUUCUCGUUCAUUUUCUAUCAUAUCAUCACCAAGGGAACAUUUUCAUUGGGAAUAAAGUUAUUGUAUUCAUUUGAUUGUUGCCUUAUUCUUUGAGACACUUUUGCAUUGAGCAUACUCAUAAAAUCACUUGUACAAACCAAUAUUUAUUUUCUUUUUACCGAUGAAAAAAAAAUGUAUGAACAUGUUGAUAGUGAAUGUUCUAUUUCCAUUGUACUGUUUUGAUACCUGUCUUUGGAUCUUGGAAAUGUGUAUUGACAGUGUGAUAUAUGUUCAUUGACUUCACCCAACGUUCUAUGUCUGUGGAAUGGUAUUUCACAAUAAUAAAAUAACUACCAUGUUA
Molecule: messenger RNA, 3856 nt
Organism: Gymnodraco acuticeps
Lineage: Eukaryota; Metazoa; Chordata; Actinopteri; Perciformes; Bathydraconidae
Gene: cabp7a
Product: calcium-binding protein 7
Exons: 6
Coding region: 682-1323 (213 amino acids)
Molecular function (GO): calcium ion binding
Source: RefSeq, a predicted model, not a curated record